Messenger RNA from Striga hermonthica, 891 nucleotides. NCBI's taxonomy places the organism in Eukaryota, Viridiplantae, Streptophyta, Magnoliopsida, Lamiales, Orobanchaceae. The record is from the annotation of a GenBank genome assembly.
GACCACCUAGCUGCCACGCGAAGGGGACGGGCGGACGCCCGCUUCACCAACACAUGUCGCGCAGGCCCAAGCCAAGCGACCGCGGGCGCUAGACCGGCCAUCAGCACUCGACCACCGGGGCCAGUAGUCAAACAACUUACACCUGAAGAGAUCAAUCGCCGACGUGAGAAAGGUCUGUGUUUCAAGUGCGAAGAAAAAUUCAUGCCAGGUCAUCGAUGCAAGCAGGCUUUUGUUAUAGAGGUUGCCAACUUCGAUGAGGAAGAGACUGAGGUCAAGGAGGAACCGGAGCCAGUGGACGACAUUGAAGCAUUCAACGAGGAAGCUGAAAUCUCGAUGCAUGCAAUGGCUGGGAUCAGAGGGCUAAGGACGAUGAGGCUACCAGCUUGGGUCGAAGACCGUCAAGAGAUAGUACUCGUCGACAACGGGUCAUCACACAACUUUAUAAAUGCCGACUUGUCUUAUAAGCUAAAAUUGCCAACCACGAAGAUUGAGCCCUUUGAAGUUCGAGUAGCCAACGGUGAGAGACUGCAAUGCACCAAAUCUUUUCAUAAGGUACCAAUCAAGUUCCAAGGCAUUAUUGUGGAAGCCGGUCUCUAUGCCCUACCCUUGGUUGGACCAGACAUUGUUCUAGGAGUGCAAUGGCUAGAAGGAUUAGGGAAGGUGAUCACGGACUACCUAUUGGAAUCAUGGAGUUUAGAUAUGGAGGUAAACGAGUCACUCUUAAGGCUGGAGAAGAGAAGGGCGCACGAAGGCAAGAUAAAGCAACAGCAAAGAGACGUGCGCGAGCUUCUCGAGGAAUUUAAAGGAGUACUGGGUGAGCCCAAGGGUCUACCGCCCCACCGGGAGUUCGACCACCGCAUACCUCUAGUCAAUGAGCAGCAUGCUGUACAC